GCUGGGGGUGUGUGAGUGCGGUUUUCAGCUGUUUAUUAGAUUAGAUGUUGCGUUAUUCUACACGGGGGCUAGUGCUGUGCGGGCAGUUCUUCACCGUAGUACGAAUAGGUUGGCUCCUGUGUCGGAAUUUAUUGUUUUCCUCCCACCCCGUUCUCGGCUCGGAGAUGCGCUCCGUUGCAGUGUUGUGAAAUCUAGCAGCGAACCAUGUUGCAGUGCACUGCCAGUGAACUGGCCGCCCGAUAUCUACUUGUAGUGCGAAAGCAGUGAAUUUUUCGACUCCGACCGCGCAUCGACCGAAAAGGGUCGCCGAAUUCCGAGACCCGAGGAACGACCUGACCAGAGAACGUCUUCGUCUUCGGUGCAAACGCCACAAUCAACACCAAACCUGCACACAUCCGUCAACCGAAGCCCCGAACAGCAAUCAAUCAAACGAACUCCGGUCCGGGGCUGGUGUGACCAUAGUCCAGCGAACGCCAUCUUUCGGUCCCAAUGGCCAGCACCCAAGGGGAGGCGGUGGACACGGCGGACAGGAUGAACAACGACAAUGCAGGAUACUCGCGAGUGCGGAUAGAGGUAAUCGCCGGUCGUCAGCUUGCCAAGAAGGACAUCUUCGGAGCAAGCGAUCCGUACGUGCGCAUUGACCUGAACACCAUCGACGGCGACGUCACGAUCGAAUCGGUGCUGACGAAGACGAAGAAGAAAACCCUCGAUCCGGUGUGGAACGAGUCGUUCACGUUCCGCGUCAAGCCGAGCGUCCACAAGCUCGUGUUUCAGGUGUUCGACGAGAACCGGCUGACGCGGGACGACUUUCUCGGCAUGGUCGAGCUCGUGCUGAGCCAGCUGCCCAAGGAGCAGCCCGGGGUCGAGGUGCCGACCAAAUCCUACCCGUUGUUGCCGCGCAGUGCACGAUCGAAUGUGCGGGGGCAACUAGAACUCUAUGGUGCGUUCAUCCAGGAUGAAAACAACACCGAAACCGAUUGGGAGCUGAUCGAGUCCAGCUCGGCAGCCACAGUCACCAACACACCGCAUAGGACGAGCGGCAGCUCCAGCAGUAACAGUAACAAUGCUGCCUACGUGCUACCGGAAGGCUGGGAGGAACGACUGGAUGCCAACGGGCGGAUCUACUACGUUAAUCACGUUGCGCGCUCCACCCAAUGGGAGCGGCCAACAGCUGUGCCUAUGGAGGUGUCCCCCGAGAGCGAUAUGGAUGCCGCCUUCCAGCGCCGUGUCCAUAUAAGCGUAGAUGACAGCGCUACGGAUGGAGAGAACGGUGGUGGACAGAAUCGAGCGAUGGCGGCGCACCUGACCGAAGGCGGCCGCCGCUCGUCCAGUCGGUCGUCGAUUGGAAGUGAUAGUAGCUUACGUGGGACGCCGCAUACCGGUGGCGAUGGGGCUGAUGAUGAAAUGGACGGCACGUUCGGCGGCGGCGGAGGUGGUGGUCGACGCAGCAGCAGCAGCAGCAACAGCAGACACAGUACCGGUGUGCCGCAGCCCUCCACCAGCCAUCCACCGGCGGCCGGUAGCGAGCAGCAGCAACACAGCCAGAGCAACAGCAACAAUCCGCCCGACACCAGCGACGACCGGUCGAUGGAGUCGUCGACGUCGAACGAGGCGGAUUCGUCCGGCAGCAGCCCGUCGACCGGGGGCGGCUCGAUGGUUCUGCCGGCCGGCUGGUCCAUGCAGGUCGCACCGAACGGGCGCGUCUUCUUCAUCGAUCACAACGAGCGCAAGACGUCGUGGGUGGACCCCCGAACCGGCCGGGCCAGCCCGAUGCCGGUCAGCUUCGCCUCGGCGGUGACGAACGAUGCCCGCAAACCGGAGGACGGUCUCGCCCCGCUGCCCGAGGGCUGGGAGGAGCGCGUCCACAGUGACGGGCGUAUUUUCUUCAUCGACCACAAUUCCAGAACCACCCAGUGGGAGGAUCCGCGCCUGUCUAUUCCGAACAUAGCCGGCCAGGCGGUUCCGUACUCCCGCGACUACAAGCGCAAGUACGAGUACCUUAAGGCUCAGCUGAGGAAGCCCCAAAAUGUGCCAAACAAGAUCGAGAUUAAGGUGCGCCGUUCGUCGAUCAUGGAGGACUCGUACCGCAUCAUCAACUCGAUCACGAAGGUCGAUCUGCUGAAGACGAAACUGUGGAUCGAGUUCGAGGGCGAGACGGGCCUGGACUACGGGGGGCUCGCGCGCGAAUGGUUCUAUCUGCUGUCGAAGGAGAUGUUCAAUCCGUACUACGGGCUGUUCGAGUACUCGGCGAUGGACAACUACACGCUGCAGAUCAACCCGUACAGUGGGCUGUGCAACGAGGAGCACCUGCUGUACUUCAGAUUUAUCGGUCGCGUGGCGGGGAUGGCCGUCUAUCAUGGCAAGCUGCUGGAUGCGUUCUUCAUACGGCCGUUCUACAAGAUGAUGCUGCAGAAGCCGAUCGAGCUGAAGGACAUGGAGGCGGUCGACACGGAGUACUACAACUCGCUGGUGUGGAUCAAGGAGUACGACCCGAGCGAGCUGGCGCUGACGUUCUGCGUGGACGAGGAGACGUUCGGUGCGACGUCGCAGCGCGAGCUCAAACCGAACGGCGCCGAUAUCAGCGUGACCGAGGAGAACAAGGACGAGUACAUCAAGCUGGUGAUCGAGUGGCGGUUCGUGUCGCGCGUCCAGGAGCAGAUGUCCGCCUUCCUGGACGGCUUCGGCUCGCUGGUGCCGCUCAACCUGCUGAAGAUAUUCGACGAGAACGAGCUGGAGCUGCUGAUGUGCGGCAUCCAGAGCAUCGAUCUGCGCGACUGGAAGCGCAACACGCUGUACAAGGGCGACUACUACCCGAACCAUCUCGUCAUCCAGUGGUUCUGGCGCGCGGUCCUGUCCUUCUCGAACGAGAUGCGCGCCCGGCUGCUGCAGUUCGUCACCGGCACCUCGCGCGUCCCGAUGAACGGCUUCAAGGAGCUGCACGGUUCGAACGGGCCGCAAAUGUUUACGAUCGAGAAGUGGGGCACACCGGACAACUUUCCCCGCGCCCACACGUGCUUCAACCGGCUCGAUCUGCCGCCGUACGAAAGCUACCUGCAGCUGAAGGAUCGGCUCGUUCAGGCCGUCGAGGGUAGCCAGGGUUUCGCGGGCGUCGAUUAGAGCGGGAGAGCAUGGUAUAUACAUAUAUUUUAUUUUUCGUUGUUGUUGUUGUCGUCGUUGCCCAGUGAACACGAAGUCACCCGUCCAAGAUACACACAGAGCGGCCAGCAAAGGAUGUGCGACCUACUUAAAUAGAAAACGCCGCGUACUCAGCAAAAGAAAACAAGAAAAACCCCACAAGUGUACACAUCAUGCAAAACCGCUUUCUAGAAUGUUUUAAAAUAUUCCGUUUUUGGUGUCUCCGAUGCGCGACAGUUUUCGGUCAAAAAGCAAAACAAAAAUACGAUUAUCAAAAGACAGGUAGCAGGUAGAGUUAAUAGUCGGACGCAAUUUUAGCUGACAGCGUAGGAGGAGAGUGGUAUGGGGAAGUCAAUAUAGAGUCAGCUCAUGACAAUCAACGAUAGCGGAGAUUUCGAUUAGCUCUAGCGGAGCGAUGGUAGCUGUAGCGCGGCCAGCUGGUGAUAAGAUCGAUCGAGGGCGGCCGGAUAGUGUUUUAGAAAAUGAGAAAGGAAACGUGAUACCCUGAUAGCUGCCAAACAUGGAAACAUUAAGCAAGAGUCAACGCGGAUGACCACCCCGGUCUUACAAGCGACACUUGACACACCGAGUAGAUAUCGUACUAUUAGCUGGAUCUUUCUAGUAAAUACCGCUAACAUUAGCUGCUUCGAUCCCCCAGUUCUGUUGUGCAGUUUGCAACAUUUUUUUUUUCGAACUACCGAACCGCAAUAAUCCAAAGAGAGGCGUGUUUGCACUAGGAUGGCUUAUACAAGGGUUUUAGGUUCCAUUAAUUCAUUACCUCGAGCGAGAGAUAGGAGGAAGGAGAUUUGUAGCGUUACUUAGUUUUUGGAUGAUCGAACCGAUGGUGUGUUUGUUCGUGUGUGUAUGUGUGUGUGUGUAUGUGUGUGAUAUGGAAGAAAGAGAUAAAGAAAAGAAGAAAAAGAGAAAGGUUUACGAGAUGUAUGUUUAACGAAAAGGGGUUUGUUGUUUGCCCACAGUAUGAAGGUUAAUAUCCAGAUACAAGACGAUCGCCGUGGAUGGAUGUGAUGAUUAUAAAUUUAUGUACGUAAGCACGUCUGCGUAUGUGUGUGUGUGUGUGCGUGUGUGUGAACAUGUUGACUGUGUGCCUGUUCGAGGGGGAUGAGAGAUAAGACACAAGAGAGCACGGGGAGGGGGGGAAGGAGAGUGAUAAGUAAAGACACGUGGUCAAGUAGAUAAAACUGAUUUAAAAAGCAGCUAAACAUGAAGCGGUGAAGCGCCGCGAGGCGUGUGGGAUUUUUUUUCGGGAGGUAAACAGGGAGGACAUAUGGAAGAAAACAAAGCAAAACAAAAACGAAAAAAAAAAACAAUACUAGAUACACACUUACGUUCUCUCCUCGUUGACCUGUUUCUCCGAUCCC
This is a messenger RNA of Anopheles coustani, 4514 nucleotides long. Its product is annotated as E3 ubiquitin-protein ligase Nedd-4-like. Gene Ontology annotation, biological process: regulation of dendrite morphogenesis; ubiquitin-dependent protein catabolic process. Gene Ontology annotation, molecular function: sodium channel inhibitor activity; protein binding; ubiquitin protein ligase activity. Lineage: Eukaryota; Metazoa; Arthropoda; Insecta; Diptera; Culicidae. The transcript has 11 exons. Bases 490 to 3117 code for a protein of 875 amino acids. The record is from RefSeq and is a predicted model, not a curated record.